AUGUCCACCCUCGACACCCCAAACUCCGAAGAAUUCCUCGAGCAAUUCAACCAAGCCCUCAACGCCGCGCCCUCGUCGCGACUACGGCAUAUCAUCCGCAACGUAUGCCGGCUUCUCCCGGCCGCUCUCCCAAUCGUCUCUGAUUGCCUUCUCGUCAGCGAGGAGCAGGUUCCCAAGCAGGGUGACACUGACUCUAACUCUAACGCUGGGUCUGACUCUGAAGCAAACGCCAAGGUAGACACAGACACAGCUCAACCUGCUCCAGACGACAGUAUGCCCCCUCGCCUCAAGUCGAAGAAGAGGACGAAGGUCCGGCCGCGGUACGCGGUGUGUGCGAACUGCGGGGUGGAGUAUGACGUUACGAAGAACUCUAGGGAGAGCUGUUGUUUUCAUCCUGAGGAGGCUGUAGCGGAUGAUAAGUACUGGCAGAAUAUUGAUCUCUGGGAAGAUGAGGAGAUUGACACGGAGGAGAGUCGGGAGGAUCAUCCCGAGGGGUUUGUGUAUGGGUGUUGUGGGAGGCACUAUGGGGAGGAAGAGUGUAAGGUCGGUUGGCAUGAGGAGGAAGCGAGGGAUCGGAAGAGGAGGAGGAUUUGA
This is a messenger RNA of Aspergillus udagawae, 594 nucleotides long. RefSeq lists its product as uncharacterized. The record is from RefSeq and is a predicted model, not a curated record. The coding region runs from base 1 to 594 and encodes 197 amino acids. The transcript has 2 exons. Lineage: Eukaryota; Fungi; Ascomycota; Eurotiomycetes; Eurotiales; Aspergillaceae.